AUGAGUAAUACCAUCAUGGAUAAACCAUCAGCAUCCCUUCAAACAGCCUGGCUUUUAGCCACAGUUGGUCCAAGAAUCACCAAUAAAAGGUCUAUAAAGAGGGACAUUUUGAACCUAUCAAUUCCUGAAGUAUGUUCACAACUAGGUGAAUGCUGUCAAGACCGAAGUAUCAGAUAUACAUCUAGUGUUCUCCAUGGAAUAUCCAUGAUAUAUAAAGCAAAGAUAGACCUCUUGUGGAACGAUCUUAUAUUGAUCAAAGUCAAACUAUCAAAGGAGUUUCUAUUUAGAGGUUUUGGUUCCUCAGAUCCUAGAAGCUUCACAUCAAAAGGAACAGAAACAGAUAUUGAUGGUUCUUCCAUUCAAAGACAAGUAUUCUUGGAAGAUGAUAUUCAAUUCAAUCUUGAUAUUGAUUUUGUCCGGCUUGUCAAUGAUGAUACAACAUAUCCACAGAAACGUAGAAGACUACAAAUUCAGCAACAGGACCAACAGAUCUUUCCCAGUAUGAACUAUUUGAAUACAGAGCACCCUGAUGCAAGUACUCAAAUGGUUACAACUAUCGAUGAUCAAUUGAUUAGUAACUAUAUUGACCAUAGCAUGGGAUUACGUAAUGAAGUUCAACUGGCUGCAAAUUCAUCUGGGGUAGAUUUUGUGUUCAAUGAGAGUGGAAACUUAAUAAACUUGAACUUGGCAAGGCCAGAUUUUGCAGCUGAACAAGCUGAAGAUGUGAUGCAAUUUGAGCUUGAAGACCUAGAAAUUCCCCCUGAACUUGAAGAUCAAAUUGGAGAAUAUGAACCAGGAAAAAGCAUAACCAAUGAUGCCAACUUCCACAUGUCCACAACAGAAAACCAGAGCACUUACAAUCAGGUUAUCAAAUCCAAGAACGAGUUGAAAUUUCACAAAUUAGUAAAUGAUAAGAAUGGAAAUAUCAUAGUAAGUACCGAAAACUUGGAAGAAUCCGUGAAAAGUUAUGAAAGUCGGAUGCAUUCUAAGAAGACCAACUCUUGCAUAGAGAUAAGUGUAUAUGAAUCAAUAUUGGCGGAAGCAAAGAAAGUCUCAGGUAACAACAGGCUAUUAUCUCGUUUGAAAAUGAUCGCAUUGUCAAACUCUAUGCCUGAAGCUUCCAAUGCUGAAACCAGAGAAAUCACUCGAGAGUUUAGUCUCGUUCGAGCUAUUGAAAGAAAUGCAUCAGGUGAUCAUGAUACAGAAAUCGGUAGAGAUUUCCAGCAUACAGAAAUGUUGGAAAACCUCAAUCACGGGUUUCAAGGCAUCACAGAAGGAUUAGAUCUAGGCAUUGUUAUGUCCGAGCCUGACGACAGUGUUUUGGGCUUAUCAUUUAGCGAACUUGAUAGGAGCGAGCUCCAAAGCAGAUUACAAUAUUCCAAGCAAAGUGAGAGUGGUGAAUCAAAUCUUCAGAAAUCGCUUGAUGACGUAUCUUUCGUGGACAUUCCACUGAAUUCACAAUCAUCCCUUGCUAUACAAUCACUAAAGUUUUAUAAAUUCCUUAUAUCAGCUAGUCAAACUUAUGGCACCCCCUACAUUGGUGAUGAGCCUCGCCUUAAUUCGAUCGCGGAAAUAUCAACUACAAACGAGUACCGAAUCGUCAAAUUUUCCAACAUCAUUCCAGAUGAAAAUACAGCAGCAGCAGCUGGCGAGUCACCUGUUUCUCGUGGUUUAGCCGCAAGCUGUUUUGCCAGCAUACUCACUCUUGCUACCAGAAAUAUGAUCCAGCUAGAAACGAAAGGCUCAAACCUAGAGGUUGGUUUAGGGAGACAUAUUGACAUUGUUGUUCCUAGUUGA
Molecule: messenger RNA, 1797 nt
Organism: Suhomyces tanzawaensis NRRL Y-17324
Lineage: Eukaryota; Fungi; Ascomycota; Pichiomycetes; Serinales; Debaryomycetaceae
Exons: 1
Coding region: 1-1797 (598 amino acids)
Molecular function (GO): protein binding
Source: RefSeq, a predicted model, not a curated record